CAGCACUGUAUCAGAACAAGUGUGAACAUGGAACUAAAGGCACCAUGGGGGGAUGUGUUUUGAAGGGCUGAAAAGAAGAAGAAAGAUUAAAACACAGGAAGCAGGAAGUGUGUUCUGUGAUAUCAUACCAGUCAUCAUCAGUUUGUGUGCGUGCGUAUUUGUAUGUGUGUGUGUGUGUGUGUGUGUGUGUGUGUGUGCAUGCUCCGGUAGAGUGUAGGUGUGAAAUCAACCGGUGACCUGUACUAUGAGUUAAGGACAAUGUCUCUGAAACUACCUCGCAACUGGGACUUCAGCACAUUCAAGGCUGAGAUAGCACGAUCCAAGAGUGUGACACCUGGAGAGGGAGGCCCCGGCCUGGGCUUGCCACACUCCUCCAGGUCCAUGGAGAGGCCACUGAAGGCCGGCUGGCUCAAGAAACAACAGAGGUCUUUAGUCAAGAACUGGCAACAGCGCUACUUUGUGCUGAGAGGAAGCACACUGACCUACCACAAAGAUGACAAGGAGACCACUGUCCAGGGAGUCAUUCAGCUGCGGUUCAGUAAAGUUAAUGAAAUGCCUCCAAAUUCUGAUGACCCGGGGAAGUACCUCUUUGAGAUCAUACCACGUACAACUGGAGACAGAGUGCGAUAUCCGUAUGUGCUCAUGGCAAACUCCCAGAGUGACAUGGAGGAGUGGGUUCGCACUCUCCGCAGGGUCAUCGGAGUACCAACAAGUGGAGUGUUUGGAAAAAGUCUCAUGGACACUGUAACAUAUGAGCAACGUUUUGGGCCUCACAUGGUGCCCAUUCUGGUGCAGAAGUGUGUGGAGUUCAUUAAAGAACAUGGGCUGAAUGAGGAGGGCAUCUUUCGCCUCCCAGGGCAGGACAAUGCCGUAAAACAGUUCCGAGAUGCCUUUGAUGCAGGAGAAAGGCCCUCCUUCCCCAGUGACACAGAUGUCCACACGGUGGCAUCACUGCUCAAACUGUACCUGAGGGAGCUGCCAGAGCCUGUGGUGCCCUGGACUCAGUACCAAAACUUCCUGGACUGCACCAACCAGCUGGACAGCAGCAGCACAGAGGGUUGGGAAAAGCUGGAGAAGCAAAUUGCUCUUCUCCCCAGAAUCAACUACAACCUUCUUAGUUACAUCUGCCGGUUUUUGUUUGAGGUGCAGCAGCAUUCCAACCUGAAUAAGAUGAAUGUGGAGAACCUGGCUACAGUGAUGGGAAUCAACCUGCUAAAACCUCAAAUAGAAGACCCCAUCACCGUGAUGAAGGCAACACCUCAGAUCCAGAAGCUGAUGACCGUGAUGAUCAGACAGCAUGAGACCCUGUUUCCUCUCUCCAAAGACGUGCUUCACUCCUUUCCCUCAAACAAGACUGAGACCCAGAAGAACACCCCCCGAAGCUUCGUGGGCUGGGAGUCUGCAGAGAUGGCUGAUGCGUCUUUAUCCGAGUCUCCAGAAGAAGAAGAGGACUUUGACAGUCUAGGACCUAACAGAGAGAACUGCAGCCCCCAAACCAUCCUUCCAGAGCCUUUCUCACUUUCCCCAGAUGGCUUGUUUGAAAGUCCUCGCAAACGCACCCAGACCCUGCCCACUUUCAAUUGCCCUCUCUCAGGGAUGGUAGCUAAGGCUGAUGCUCUCAACCGGUGGAGUCGCAUCCAGGAGGAGGAGAAGAGCGGGACAUUGUCAGAGGACAUUUUUAAGAUUCUGGACCUCCGGGGUUCAGGAUCAUUGUUUGGUAGUUCUCAGAUGAGCAACAAGGAGGGGGAGGAUAGGUUUACAUUCCGCAGAGGGAGUGACAACACAGGUUCUUCAACAGCUGGUGCCCAGAAACCUGACAGUGACACCUGCCCUGCCCGGGUGCUGUCCCAUCAGGUCAACAGCAAGUCUGAAAAGAAGACAGACAACCAGCAGCUUGUAGACAGUCUGCAGAAGGAGAACGAGGAACUGAAGGCCACAGUAGCAGAGCUCAGGUCUGCUCUGGAGGCAGACUGCCGCCAUGUGGCCGCUCUGGAGAUUUGCCUGAAAAUUGCAGAGCGGAAUCGAGAUGAGGCUCAGAGACGCAAUGAGGAGCUGCAGAGAGAAAUUCAGCAGUUGCUCACUAGAAAGCCACAUGCUCCCACCUAAAGAUCAUUUACAAACUCACUAGUAUAUGGCUUUAUAAGCCCACUGAACUCAACAAAGCUAAUUUUACAGGAGCUGAUUAUGGAAAAUACUAUCACCUUCCAGUGUGAUAGAACCGAAUAGUUUCCAUCUGAGCUCUGUUUAGUCCUGAAGAUAAAUUAUGGGCUCAUGUAUUUCUGUCUGUGAGAAAAGUCUGUUAAUAAGAGCUCUAAACAGGCUUCGCAUUAAAGACUUUAUUUACAGCAUGAGCUUGUUGCUUCUCAUGAGAGAGCUGUCACUGUGUAUGGACUUCUUUGAUCUGGUGUAGCUAUUAUGCAGUACAUAAAGAAAAGGAAAUGCCAGACUAGAAAAAUGGAUUAAUUCAUUUGGAAACUUGGAAAUGGUAGAAAAGAGUUUCCACAGAAAUGCAAGGCUGGACCACCUGGGUGAUUUUGGGUCACACUGUUUCGUGACAGAACAACUGGACAGUGUAAUGUUAAUGGUGGACAAAUACAAACAGUGUGUGUCAGAUGAAGUAAAUAGC
This is a messenger RNA of Monopterus albus (swamp eel), 2626 nucleotides long. It is a transcript of the gene arhgap25, whose product is annotated as Rho GTPase activating protein 25. The record is from RefSeq and is a predicted model, not a curated record. Gene Ontology annotation, molecular function: GTPase activator activity. Gene Ontology annotation, biological process: actin filament organization; phagocytosis, engulfment; activation of GTPase activity. Bases 259 to 2106 code for a protein of 615 amino acids. Lineage: Eukaryota; Metazoa; Chordata; Actinopteri; Synbranchiformes; Synbranchidae. Gene Ontology annotation, cellular component: phagocytic cup. The transcript is spliced from 12 exons.